UGCAGGGCUGGAAUGGACCUGCUCUGCUUCUACUCUCAGACCGUAAAGGGUCUGCAGUAGAUGUGUUUUUGCCCGGACUUUGGGCGGUGCUACACGUGGUCUGCAUCAACACGUAUGUUCUCCACACUCUGCAGAGUCGAGGCUCGAGCCGGAGCGUUCAGCUGACUGAGUUCACCAGGAUUCUGGUCUCUCAGCUGGCUGCAGAAAACAGCAUCGUCCCCGCCCUGCCUCGGCUAAACAGCUGUUCCUACCAGGAAAUGAGUUUGCCUAAUCGUUUUAAGCAAAGGUAAAAGAGGUUUGAUUCAUGCUGAUUAUAACUUUCAGGUUAUUGGGUGAUGUAAAUCUCUUAAAUGACAUUAACAGUUUCAUCUUGCUUCAGACUAUUGUCAUGUUCUGAGGAUAUUUAGGACCCAAAUAUGCAGAUACACAGAUGACAAGAGGCAGAAGUAGAUUCAAAGUAAAAAUCCUUUUAUUUGGAGGAUAAAGAACAAAAAGUAAUCCAAGGCAGCGAGCCAAAGUCCAAUACGUCCUGGGGAACAGGAACACCCAAAGCUCUUCUUAGAGCACAAAAACCUGGAGACAAAGCUCAACCAAGAGCACGAAGACCUGAAGGCAAACGCUCACAACAGCGCACACGCAACACUGACAACAUACAACAAUGAACCGACACCAGACACAGACAAGACAGAGCUUAUAUACACAGGGAGAAGUGAUUAGGGAAAAUGGCGGCAGGUGUGUGGAGUGAGAGCUGGAGGCAAGACAGGUGAACCUAAUAAUCAAAAUGGGCAAACAGAAACAGAGGAGGGCAAACUAAACCUAAAGGCUGCGGGAAGAAUUAACACACACACACACACACACCAUCACACAGACACAAAUGCACUAAUAUAAACAGGAAUGGGGAAUGGACACACACCCACACACAGCUGGGGACAAAGAGGCUGGAGCUGCAACUUGGGGCACAGAGGAUAACUAAAUGAACACUGGACCUGAGGGGUUGAUAAAAAGGUUGAAUACAAACAGCUGUACUCGGGCAGUGGAAGAUGUAAAAAACAGCUCUGGAGCAGAGUUAAAGUCCAGAUGGAACAAACCUGGAGUUUGUGGGUUAGACAACUCUGGCAACUCCUGCUACUUAAAUGCUGUGUUACAGUGUCUCUGUUCUACUGUGCCUCUUGUGGAACAUCUCCUUAACCAGGAUGCACGUAAAGAGUUUGCAAAGUGUAGAUGCAGGGUUGCAGAGGUUUUCGCCCGUCUCCUGGAGAAGAUGUGGUUGGGCAGCAGCUCCAUCUGUGCCCCUGCUGAAACCAGGUCUGUGCUGUGCUCCAUCUUCCCCCAGUUCAACAACUUCUCACAGCAAGAUGCCCAGGAACUGCUGCUCUAUCUCCUCAAUGCGCUCCAUGAUGACCUAAAAAAGGUAGCAAAGCGCCAGACACAUUUCCUGAAACAACCAAGAAAAGAACCAAACAGAAACAUUGACGCUGAGCCCACCAUCGUCUCACACCUGUUUGAAGGCCAGCUAAGCUACACGACCAUCUGCAUGCACUGUGAUCACCAGGCGCACAACACUCAAAGCUUCACCAUUUUGUCUCUUCCACUGCCCAAAGACACCUCGAAGUGCUCCAUUCAGGACUGCUUGUCUCUGUUUUUUGAGGAGACCCUGCUGACGGGGAGUGAGCAGAUGCUCUGUUCAGAGUGUGGGCUGAGAAGGGAAACAACUGUCCUCACACGUUUAGAAAAACCUCCAGAGAUCCUCCUGUUGCACCUGAAGAGGUUUGGCCGUAAAGGGAAGAAUCAGGUAAAACUCAGGACCAACGUUCUGUUCUCCAUGAAGCUGGAUCUCUCGGCUUUUCUCUCCUGCUCGGAGCAAAACGCAUCUGCAUACCACCUCUAUGCUGUUGUAGUGAGUAUAUGUGGAGCUGUGGCUGGAUUUUUGUUUGGGAUUUGCAGUCAGAUCAUCAGAUCAAGCUGUUUGGAGAAAUUUAGAACUACUCUUACCUUAUUGGAGUGUAAAUUAUGUCUUUUGGGAUUUUACUCUUUUCAAGAACCACAUGGGUCAUCUGAACAUGGGUCACUACACCGCUGUGUGCUACAAUGGCCCAACCCAAUCGUGGCACUGCUUUGACGACGCAGUUUUAAGAGAAGUAGAGGACACCCACAUCCAAUCUCCAGAUGUCUACAUGUUGCUCUACAGCCACAAGCCUUUCCAGAAACCAAAGAUCCAAGGACUCUGAGCUCAGCUCAAAGGAAAAAACCCAUCGCUCAUUUAACGUGUUCUUCAUUUUUUUGCAGAUUUAAUCCUAACUUGUUAAAAAGGUUUUUUUGUACCUGCCAGAAAUGUAAUCAGAAGCCUGUGAACUUGAGCCAACAUGAAAUUUACAAAAAUGCACAUUCACAAAAUGAAUUUGUAGUAGUUUUAAUAAAUAGUCAUGAGUUGUUUGAGGUUA
Messenger RNA from Nothobranchius furzeri (turquoise killifish), 2441 nucleotides. The record is from RefSeq and is a predicted model, not a curated record. NCBI's taxonomy places the organism in Eukaryota, Metazoa, Chordata, Actinopteri, Cyprinodontiformes, Nothobranchiidae.